AUGAGACAACCUACCGGUUUUGUUGAUCCCGUAUACCCUGAGCAUGUUUGCUUGCUUCAAAAGUCUAUUUAUGGUUUGAAGCAAUCGCCACGACAAUGGUUUGAAACAUUUUCUGCAUAUCUACUUCAGUAUGGAUUUAUCCAUAGCUCGGCUGAUUCUUCUUUGCUACUAUUUCACAAAGAAUCCAUUAUUCUCUACAUUUUAGUUUAUGUAGAUGAUAUUUUGUUAACCGGCAAUCAUGAACAAACUAUCCAGCAGCUUCUAAAUGGAUUAUCCACUCAUUUUCACAUGAAAAAUUUGGGAAACAUUUCCUAUUUUCUCGGUAUGCAGGUUUCUCAUACACCAACUGGAAUUCAUUUGGCCCAGUCCAAAUAUGCCGCUGAAAUCUUGAACCGUGCGGGCAUGUCUGAGUGCAAACCUAUUGCGUCUCCAGCUCCUUCCAAACUGCAGCCAUACUCUCAAUCUGAACUGUCAGCAGUUCAAUCAGAAAAUUUUAGACAUAUUGUCGGAUCAUUGCAAUACUUGACUAUCACCCGUCCUGAUAUAGCUUUUACUGUUAAUAAACUAUGCCAGCAUAUGCAUAUGCCUCUUGAAGACGAUUUCAAAUUGCUCAAACGUCUCCUUCGCUAUAUCAAAGGUACCAUUCUAUUUGGUUUACCGAUCUCGUCUGGUUCUCUAGAGUUAUCUGCAUUUUCUGAUUCUGAUUGGGCGGGUGAUCCCAUUGACCGCAAGUCGACUUCUGGAUAUUGUGCCUUUCUUGGUAAUUCUCUUAUCUCAUGGCAUGUUAAGAAACAGAAAACUGUAGCUAGAUCUUCAUCCGAAGCUGAGUAUCGUGCACUCGCUACUGCCACUACGGAUAUUAUUUGGCUCCGUCGACUGCUCCAAGAAUUUCAGCUCAAUGUCUCACAACCCACUCGGCUAUUUUGUGAUAAUAUAUCGGCUAUGGUAAUUGCUACUAAUCCCAUCUUUCAUGCCAGGACAAAGCAUAUUGAGAUAGAUUUUCAAUUUAUUCGUGAUUGCAUUAAGAGCAAAGUCAUUCAAAUUGAGUUACCUAUAUAG
Dendrobium catenatum is the source of this 1059-nucleotide messenger RNA. RefSeq lists its product as uncharacterized. The record is from RefSeq and is a predicted model, not a curated record. NCBI's taxonomy places the organism in Eukaryota, Viridiplantae, Streptophyta, Magnoliopsida, Asparagales, Orchidaceae. The transcript has a single exon. The coding region runs from base 1 to 1059 and encodes 352 amino acids.